Colletotrichum destructivum is the source of this 2003-nucleotide messenger RNA. Its product is annotated as Putative myocardin. Gene Ontology annotation, molecular function: transcription coactivator activity. Bases 257 to 610 code for a protein of 117 amino acids. Gene Ontology annotation, cellular component: nucleus. Gene Ontology annotation, biological process: positive regulation of transcription by RNA polymerase II. Lineage: Eukaryota; Fungi; Ascomycota; Sordariomycetes; Glomerellales; Glomerellaceae. The transcript is spliced from 3 exons. The record is from RefSeq and is a predicted model, not a curated record.
CCCGCCCAUCGCUCCCCCGUCCACCCAUUCAACAUACCUCUCGGUCGCUCAACUCACAUACAGACACAUUACUACACACUCACCCUGAUUCCAAGGCGACACUUGUGCAAAUCUUGUCCCAUCCUGCGUGGAAAACAAGGCGACUCCGAAAGACUGGCCGAUACGAGCGAUUCCACCCCGACCGCGACAUCCACAUCCACGUCCACACCCAUCAUCACCUCUUUCCAUUAACCACCAACCGUCAACAUCAUCAACCAUGGCUGACGACAACGCCACCUCGCAACCCCCCGUUGACGAGACGCCCAUCUCUCGCCCGCCCGGCGAGCGCAAGAACUCGCUCGAGAAUCACCUCCAACACCGUCCCAACCGCGCCGAGCUAAUUGAGAAAAACAUUCUGCCCGCGUCCAACGCCGCGCCCAGCUUGAUCGCCCAUCAGAAGGAGCUCGAGAAGCACAUGCGCGCAGACUCGCUCAACGAUAAGAUCUCGCACCGCCCGGCUCCCGAGGAACUCAUCAAGGAGGGCGUGCUCAAGGAAGAUCCGCGCAGCGCCGAGGACAAGUACGCCGAGGCCAUCGAGGACGAGUACGCCAAGCGCGAGGGGGGUGCGUAGAUCGCUGUCUGUGCCGGAAGCCUCGUGUCCAUGCCUGCGUAAAGGUGCCGUCGAGGCGACCGAAACAACGGAUCGAGGGCGAAAGCGCGGGGGAUCAUGUACGAUUAUGGAUGGCCUGAACAGCACUUGCAGUCCGGGAUCUCGAUGGACGAGGAGGCAUUCCUUGAUGAAUUAUGAACAGCAGAAACAGAGAUGAGAAAGGAAACAAGGAGGUUUGGUGGAUGGCCGAGGACCGGAUGCGCAAUCGUGUUUCCUCGUUCUACUUGGCUACUGCUUACUUCUGGAAACGACCAGGAACGAAAGCACUGCUGCAAAACGACAGCCCUGUUUUCCAUUCAGCCCUUGUUGUGAUGAAAUAGGGAACGCACCCUUUAGUCUGGGUCCCCUCUUGGACUGCAUAACAUGUGAAAUGGUCCCAUGAACCGGCCAGGCCACUCCAUGACCUCAUGUUUUCCCCACGACGCUCUCCUUCAUGACGCCGAGGCCUGCGAGGCCUACGAAGAGUCGGGGCAAAUGUCUCAGACCACGCGGUCUGCCUGGCCCGGGCUUUCUCGUAAGCCUCACUGCCAGAUCCGCAAACCUCCGCCCCCCGCCAUUCCCCAUCCAUCCUCAUGCCCUCGUCCUUCCGUUGCCCUGAAUCCGCAGUCGCCAGUCAACAAAAGGCCGCCCCUCGCUGGACGAAUCCGCUCCCAACUGCAUCACACACACCUCCCGCCGCCCCUUGCAUGCGACAGGCCCUCCAUCUUGCAGGGAGGUAGCCAACACCCCCCGACCUCCGGGCGAAUCACCGUCAUUGUUUGUCCUGUGCCGGUCUCCCCCCGUUGCAUAAACACAAGAGGGGGCCCUUUCAAUCUGUGCUCUUUCUGCAGUGAGACCCUGUUGGAUUGGGGGGGUUUCCCCCCCCUCCCUCCCUUUCCCCAUUUCUCCAAGGGUCUCCACCAUCACCGGGGAAGAAAUUCCUCAACCGUCGUCUCACUCCUUAUUUCUUUUUUUGGCGGUUUCCCAAAAUUAAUACUGUCUGGCAUUCCAACUUCUUGAAGAAGGAGGAAAAAGAACUUGGGGUUGGAAAAAAAGUCAAUUCUCGUUGAUGGCGAUAGUUAAACUUGCUUCUUGGAGAAAGUAAAUAACUUGCUUCUUGGAGAAAGUAAAUAGAGUCACAAUAGAUCCAGAGUAACAUCCGAUCCAAAGGAAAAAAAUAGACUAGACAUGGCACGAGGUUACCAUUCUAUCGCUUUGCCAUGUAACCCACGCCCCCCUUCCUCGUCCAUAAAUCUAUCCGUCGUACAAGUUUCUUGUCCUCGAUCCCGUCAUCGUCCCAAGUUCCAAUCCAGUCCGCCGUCCAAUCAUGGUGAUACAGUAUCCUGUACAGGUGUGCGCUUAUCCCAGUCGCUAU